This is a messenger RNA of Dovyalis caffra, 1524 nucleotides long. The record is from the annotation of a GenBank genome assembly. NCBI's taxonomy places the organism in Eukaryota, Viridiplantae, Streptophyta, Magnoliopsida, Malpighiales, Salicaceae.
AUGGACAAACAAACAGCACAAAAGAUGGAAACUUUUGAUACUGAGGCGGAGUCUGAGAUUACUAGCAGCUUUCAGGAUCUUAGUUUCACUAGCAGCACUGUUAGUAUUAGCUUAUGUAGUUCCAGCUCUGAUGUUAGCGUUAGUAAUAGCAGCAAUUUGAGCAAUGGUGCAGCUGCUAGUGAAGCUAAAGAAAGUGAAAAGACUGGUUUAAGUUUUGAUCCAAAUGAGGCUAGUUUUAGGAGCUCUUACCCUUCUAAACCCCAUAAAGGGAAUGACCUUAGAUGGGACGCUAUACAGUGUGUUAAAGGUAAAGAUGGGGAUUUGGGGUUGGGUUUGGGUCAUUUUAGGCUAUUGAAGAAACUUGGUGUUGGGGAUAUAGGGAGUGUAUAUUUGGCUGAGCUGAGAGAGAUGGGUUGCUUGUUUGCAAUGAAGGUAAUGGAUAAAGGAGUGUUAGCUGGGAGGAAAAAGUUGUUGAGAGCUCAAACUGAGAGAGAGAUUUUGGGUUUGUUGGAUCAUCCAUUUUUACCAACUCUUUAUUCACAUUUGGAGACCGAUAAGUUGUCUUGUUUGUUAAUGGAGUUUUGCUGUGGUGGGGAUCUUCAUAUACUAAGGCAAAGACAGCCUGGCAAGCAUUUUAGUGAGCAAGCAGCAAGGUUUUAUGCUUCGGAAGUGCUUCUUGCCUUAGAGUAUUUGCACAUGAUGGGCGUUGUUUAUAGAGACUUGAAGCCUGAAAAUGUUUUGGUGAGGGAGGAUGGCCAUAUUAUGCUUUCAGACUUCGAUUUGUCAUUAAGAUGCUGCGUGAGUCCUACUCUUGUUCAAUCAUCUAGUACUGAGCCGUCUUGCAGGAUUUCUUCAUACUGUAUAGAGCCACCGUGUAUUGAUCCGGCCUGCAAGUUACCUGUUUGCGUAGAGCCUCCUUGCUUGCAACCAUCUUGCUUUAAACCUCGUUUUUUCUACUCCAAAACAACGAAGGUUAAAAUUGAAAAGCCGAACCUGGCAAAUUCAGAUUCACGUCCUGUACUUAUUGCAGAACCAACUACAGCCCGGUCCAUGUCAUUUGUUGGUACCCAUGAGUAUUUAGCUCCUGAGAUAAUAAGAGGGGACGGUCAUGGAAGUGCUGUUGAUUGGUGGACAUUUGGUAUCUUCUUGUAUGAAUUACUACUUGGUAGGACACCUUUUAAAGGCAAUGGAAAUAGAGAGACAUUAUUUAAUGUGGUAGGUCAGCCCCUAAAAUAUCCUGAAGGAUCUUCUGUCAGUUUUGCCACAAAAGAUUUAAUCCGUGCUCUGCUCAUAAAGGACCCGCAAAAGAGAUUAGGGUUCAAAAGCGGUGCUACAGAGAUUAAGCAGCAUCCUUUCUUUGAAAAUGUUAAUUGGGCUCUCAUUCGCAGUACUCACCCUCCAGAAAUUCCAAAACCAGUUGACCUUUCAUCUUUGAAUCUCGCAUUCAAGUCAGCGUUGGCUCGAAAUGAUGAGGGAGCUACAGAUUCAGACAGAUUAUCAGGAAAACUGAGUGUUGUUCUUUAA